AUGCCGGCCAAGGGACGCUACUUCCUCAAUGAGGGCGAGGAGGGCCCGGACCAAGAUGCGCUAUACGAGAAGUACCGCCUCACCAGCCAGCAUGGGCCGCUGCUGCUCACACUGCUCUUGGUGGCUGUCACUGCCUGCGUUGCCCUCAUUGUCAUCGCCUUCAGCCACGGCGAUCCCUCCAAAGAGCAGGCUGUCCUGGGCACAGCCUUUGUGACACUCAUGGUGUUCGUGGCUCUCUAUGUGCUGGUGUACGUCGAGUGCCUCCUCCGGCCAUGGCUCCGGGCCCUGGCACUGCUCAUCUGGGUCUGCCUUGUGACGCUGGGCUACGUGUUGGUGUUCGACUCAUGGAUGAAGGCGGCCUGUGCGUGGGAGCAGGUGCCCUUCUUCCUGUUCAUCAUCUUCGUGGUGUACACGCUGCUGCCCUUCAGCAUGCAGGGAGCCAUCACGGUGGGGGUGGUCUCCACCGCCUCCCACCUCCUGGUGCUCGGAACUCUGAUGGGGGCCUUUACAACGCCCAGCGUCCGGGUGGGGCUGCAGCUGCUGGCCAAUGCUGUCAUUUUCCUGUGUGGGAACCUCACGGGCGCCUUCCACAAGCACCAGAUGCAGGACGCCUCCCACGACCUCUUCACCUACACCGUGAAGUGCAUCCAGAUCCGUCGGAAGCUGCGCAUCGAGAAGCGCCAGCAGGAGAACCUGCUGCUUUCGGUGCUCCCUGCUCACAUUUCCAUGGGCAUGAAGCUGGCCAUCAUAGAGCGGCUCAAGGAGCGCGGGGACCGCCACUACAUGCCUGACAACAACUUCCACAGCCUCUACGUCAAGCGGCACCAGAAUGUCAGCAUCCUCUACGCUGACAUUGUGGGCUUCACACGGCUGGCCAGCGAUUGCUCCCCCAAGGAGCUGGUGGUGAUGCUGAACGAGCUCUUCGGCAAAUUCGACCAGAUCGCCAAGGCUAACGAGUGCAUGCGGAUCAAGAUCCUGGGCGACUGCUACUACUGUGUGUCGGGCUUGCCUGUGUCCCUGCCCACGCACGCCCGGAACUGUGUGAAGAUGGGGCUGGACAUGUGCGAAGCCAUUAAGCAGGUGCGGGAGGCCACGGGUGUGGACAUAAGCAUGCGUGUGGGCAUACACUCGGGGAAUGUGCUCUGCGGGGUCAUUGGGCUGCGCAAGUGGCAGUACGACGUCUGGUCCCACGACGUGUCCCUGGCCAACAGGAUGGAGGCAGCUGGGGUUCCUGGCCGGGUGCACAUCACGGAGGCGACGCUGAACCACCUGGACAAGGCGUACGAAGUGGAGGACGGGCACGGGCAGCAGCGGGACCCCUACCUGAAGGAGAUGAACAUCCGCACCUACCUGGUCAUUGACCCUAGGAGCCAGCAGCCGCCCCCACCUAGCCAGCACCUCCCCAAGCCCAAGGGGGACGCAGCGCUGAAGAUGCGGGCAUCGGUGCGCAUGACCCGCUACCUUGAGUCCUGGGGCGCCGCGCGGCCCUUUGCGCACCUCAACCACCGCGAGAGCGUGAGCAGUGGCGAGACACCUGUCCCCAAUGGCCGGAGGCCCAAGGCCAUUCCCCUGCGGCGCCACUGGACCCCAGACAGGAGUGCGUCCCCCAAGGGGCGGUCAGAGGAUGACUCGUAUGAUGACGAGAUGCUAUCGGCCAUCGAGGGGCUCAGCUCCACGAGGCCCUGCUGCUCCAAGUCCGACGACUUCUACACCUUCGGGUCCAUCUUCCUGGAGAAGGGCUUUGAGCGAGAGUACCGCCUGGCGCCCAUCCCGCGAGCCCGCUACGACUUUGCCUGUGCCAGCCUCAUCUUCAUCUGCAUCCUGCUCGUGCACGUCCUCCUGAUGCCCAGGACGGUGGCUCUGGGUGUGUCCUUUGGGCUGGUGGCCUGUGUGCUGGGGCUGGUGCUCGGCCUGUGCUUUGCCACUGAGUUCCUGAGGUGCUGCUCCACCUGGGGGAUGCUGCGGACCAUCUCCGAGAGGGUGGAGAUGCAGCCCCUGCUGAGACUGUCCCUGGCGGUCCUGACCAUUGGCAGCCUGCUCACUGUGGCUGUUGUCAACCUGCCACUGACGUGUUUCCCAGCCCUUGAACUGCCUGGUGACAACGAGACGAGCCUGCUGGCUGGAAGCAGCACAGAGAAGACCCUGUGUGAGCUCCUUCCGUAUUACACCUGCAGCUGCGUCCUGGGCUUUGUCGCCUGCUCCGUCUUCCUGCGGAUGAGCUUGGAGCUGAAGGUUGUGCUGUUGACUGUGGCCCUGGUGGCCUACCUGGUGCUCUUCAACUUCUCCCCGUGCUGGCAAUGGGACUGUUGUGGCCUCGGCCUGGGGAACCUCACUGAGACCAAUGGCACUCUCAGCAGUGCCCCCAGCUGUUCCUGGAGUGACCUGAGAACCAUGAUCUAUUUCUAUCUGGUCCUGUUUUACGUCACCCUCCUCAUGCUCUCCAGACAGAUUGACUAUUACUGCCGCCUGGAUUGUUUGUGGAAAAAGAAGUUCAAGAAGGAGCAUGAGGAGUUUGAAACCAUGGAGAAUGUGAACCGCCUCCUUCUGGAGAAUGUCCUGCCAGCCCAUGUGGCCGCCCACUUCAUUGGUGACAAGUUAAAUGAGGACUGGUACCAUCAGUCCUACGACUGCGUCUGUGUCAUGUUUGCAUCCGUGCCGGAUUUCAAAGUGUUCUACACAGAGUGUGAUGUCAACAAAGAAGGGCUCGAGUGCCUGCGCCUGCUGAACGAGAUCAUUGCUGACUUUGACGAGCUUCUGCUAAAGCCCAAGUUCAGUGGAGUGGAAAAGAUCAAGACCAUCGGCAGCACAUACAUGGCAGCUGCAGGGCUCAGUGUCACCCCAGGGCAUGAGAACCAGGACCUGGAGCGGCAGCACGCCCACAUUGGUGUCAUGGUGGAGUUCAGUAUCGCCCUGAUGAGCAAGCUGGACGGCAUCAACAGGCACUCCUUCAACUCCUUCCGCCUCCGAGUCGGCAUAAAUCAUGGGCCUGUGAUAGCUGGAGUGAUUGGGGCACGAAAACCUCAAUAUGACAUCUGGGGAAACACGGUCAAUGUUGCCAGCCGCAUGGAGAGCACUGGAGAACUUGGGAAAAUCCAGGUUACUGAAGAGACCUGUACCAUCCUCCAGGGACUAGGUUAUUCUUGUGAAUGCCGUGGACUGAUUAAUGUCAAAGGCAAAGGUGAACUAAGGACGUACUUUGUCUGUACAGACACUGCCAAGUUUCAAGGGUUGGGGCUGAACUGAGGGCUUCU
Molecule: messenger RNA, 3251 nt
Organism: Cynocephalus volans (Philippine flying lemur)
Lineage: Eukaryota; Metazoa; Chordata; Mammalia; Dermoptera; Cynocephalidae
Gene: ADCY7
Product: adenylate cyclase 7
Exons: 25
Coding region: 1-3243 (1080 amino acids)
Biological process (GO): adenylate cyclase-activating G protein-coupled receptor signaling pathway; cAMP biosynthetic process; intracellular signal transduction
Cellular component (GO): plasma membrane
Molecular function (GO): adenylate cyclase activity
Source: RefSeq, a predicted model, not a curated record